GGCUCUGAAAAUACUUCAUCUGAAAUUUCAGACUGGACAGACUCGCAGUGGCUUCUAAGCCAGUGAGAACAAGGCUGCGAAAGCAUGCUGGUGCCAAGCUGUCAGAUGAUGCACGUAGUCAGGCCAGUGGUGGUGCUCCUGUGCUUGCUGCUCUAUGCUGAUGCUGAAACACCACCAAAGUUUACAAGAACACCCGUUGACCAGACAGGGGUUUCAGGAGGAGUCGCCUCAUUCAUCUGUCAAGCCACAGGAGAUCCGAGACCUAAAAUUGUCUGGAACAAAAAAGGAAAGAAAGUCAGCAAUCAGAGAUUUGAGGUAAUAGAGUUUGAUGAUGGAUCUGGGUCGGUUCUCAGAAUACAACCACUGCGCACACCACGAGAUGAAGCUAUUUAUGAAUGCGUGGCUUCCAACAGUGUUGGCGAGAUAAGUGUGUCCACAAGACUCACUGUUUUACGCGGUAAGUUAUUUCUAAACAUAACUAAUUCACUUCAUAGAGCUCAAAGCAGUACAUUGUAACGCAGAGGAUUCUCU
This is a messenger RNA of Cyanistes caeruleus (blue tit), 531 nucleotides long. Lineage: Eukaryota; Metazoa; Chordata; Aves; Passeriformes; Paridae. The record is from RefSeq and is a predicted model, not a curated record.